Enterobius vermicularis (human pinworm) is the source of this 603-nucleotide messenger RNA. Lineage: Eukaryota; Metazoa; Nematoda; Chromadorea; Rhabditida; Oxyuridae. The record is from the annotation of a GenBank genome assembly.
AUGUCAUCGAUUGCACAUACCCGAAUCCAAAGAGAAUGUAAGGAGAUCAUCACAUGCACAGAGCUUAUCGAUUCGGGUGUGAUGAUCGAAAUCCGUGAUAAUUGGAUGAAAAUUGAGGGUGAGAUUCGUGGGCCAUCCGACAGUCCAUAUGAAGGUGGCGUAUUCAAAAUUGAUAUCAGCAUUCCAGACGAUUAUCCAUUUCAUCCUCCACAGGUAUGUAGAUUCAUAACCAAGAUUUGGCAUCCGAACAUUAGUUCUCAGACUGGAGCGAUUUGCCUCGAUAUCUUAAAAGAUCAGUGGGCAGCAUCGUUGACUUUGAGAACGGUGCUUUUGAGUAUUCAAGCAUUGCUGACAUUACCAGAACCAAAGGACCCUCAAGAUGCAAUGGUAGCUCGGCAGUUUAUGGAUGACCGCAAAAUGUUCGAGAGGACAGCGAGGUUUUGGACGCAACAUUAUGCGCGUGGACCUGGUGUAAGAGAUGAGGAGCUGUGGAGACAAGUGGAGAAACUGGAAGAUAUGGGUGUAUCAAGAAAUGAGGCAAUAUCCUCCCUCAGUUGUCAUCAGUGGGAUUUAUCUAAAGCGACAGAUUAUGUUUUUAGUUAA